Penicillium brasilianum is the source of this 2111-nucleotide messenger RNA. Lineage: Eukaryota; Fungi; Ascomycota; Eurotiomycetes; Eurotiales; Aspergillaceae. The record is from the annotation of a GenBank genome assembly.
CUUCAAGUCAACGACUCUCUGGCCACUUUGCUCACCGCGCUCGAAUCCGGUGACCCCCGAGAUGUUUUCCUGUCCAACAUAGCUGUAUCCUCUGUGCGGGUUUGGCCGUGGCGGGUGGGCAAAACCCGCUUUCUUCUCCUUACUCAAGGCAAAGAGGGCUUUGUUCUGCUCCGUACAUUAGUAGGGCGCUAUUUCUACGGGUAGCAAACCACGUUCUUACAUAUCGCAGUCCUUCCGUCACGUAUUCCGCGCUCAAGCCGUGGUUGAUGAGCUUGACGAACCCGUUUUGCUGGAAGGAAAGAAACAGCGACUUGCAAAACUCGACACGCUGCAGCUCAUCCCCGGAGUGAAAGUGUGACAAGUCGAGCGUAUCAAGCAGGUCCAUGAUGAGUACUGCGGCCGUCUGGUGAAGGGCCUCGAGGAGCCACCAUCUACGAUUCUUUCUUUAACUAACCUAUAAUACUGUGGGACCUGCCGUGGGAUCCAUGCCAGGACGGUGACAAGUGUGUGCCCACAGCGCGCGUACGAUGGGGCAAAGAGACCGGGUGGUACCACCCUCGAUGGCCCCAGUGCGUCGAUCAACCCCAGCCGACUAGGGAACUCAAAAAAAAAAAAAAAAAGAAGCACCCGUGUAUUCUGUCUACUGUCUAAUUGCACAUCGAACUCGGAGAAUCGAAAUCUCGAACACAAUGGCGGUCGCAGCGGUAGAUCUCCGCCGUCUUGAACGCGCGGGCCCUGCAGAACGCGAACGCAUCCUUCGCACGUUCGUCGAAUCGUGCGCCUCCCAGGGCUUCGUCAAGGUGACUGGCCAUGGGAUCCCCGCGGCGCAAUUGAAAGAGCUGUUUCGCUGGACGAGGGAGUUUUUCGACUUUCCUGCUGCUGUCAAGCAAACGGCACCGCGCCCACUCACCGGGCCGAAUAGAGGGUAUAUUGCAGUGGGAGGAGAGAAACUCUCUGGCAUUUCGGGGUACAUGAAAGGCGUUCGCGACCCGGUCAUGCACAACGACGUCAAGGAAUCGUUCGACGCCGGGCCUGCGUACGACCAAGUCCACCCCACCCCAUGGCCCGUCGGGCCUCGCUGCCAUGAGUUCCGGGACUUCAUGGAGGACUUUUUGGAGGAGUGUCUCAUGGUGCAUCAUGAGCUACUGCACCUGCUCGAAGAGGCCAUGGACCUGAGCCAUCACGAGCUGAUCUCGCGGUGCUCGGCAGGCAAUGGCGAGGUCCGCAUCACCCAUUACCCUCCAGUGCCCGUCGCACGGCUGAAGACCGGGUCAACGUAUCGCAUCUCCGAACACACCGACGUCGGUAUCCUGACGCUGCUGUUUCAGGACAGCGUGGGUGGUUUGGAGGUCGAGCGACAGGAUCACUCUGGCGAAUUUAUCCCCGUGGAAAGCUCCAGCGUCAAUGAAAUGAUUGUCAACUGUGGUGACACGCUCCAGAGAUGGACAGCCAACUACCUGCGGUCGGCCAAUCACCGAGUCACAUAUCCGCAAGGACUGAAGGAGGAUACGGACGUGGUGAUUCCUGCCCGGUAUUCCGUGGGCUUCUUUGGCAAGGCUGACAUGUCGGCCUCGAUGGCUGCGCUGCCCAAAUUUGCUUCCCGGUUGUCGCAGACUGCGAGGGAUACCGAGACCCGGACGGCACAAGAAUAUUACAACUACAUGCACGAGCGAACCGUGGCGGCCGCGUAGCGAGAUAGGACGGGUCAUCAAGGUCAUGAAUGCAGUCAUAUGAGAGAGAAGCCUGCUCUAGUGUCACAAUAUAUACCUAUAUCCACUUGCAAAUCAAACGAAGAAAAGAACACCCCCACACACAUAAACUAGAGCCGAGCCUUGCUAGUCGCCAAACACUCAUCAAACACUCGUAGCAUCCGCUGCACCGAUUCCUCGGUCAUUUGAUAGUGCACAACUAGCCUCCCUCCAUCCAGCUUGACCGCGUAUCUCGUUCCAACGCCCGCAAAAGCAUCGGCCGUAUAGCCGGCCGCCCGAAUGUUCAGCCAGACGAUAUUCGUCUCCACGGGUCGUACCAGUCUGCCCCCACGCCGCUGCCACUCGGUGCCCAGGCGUUUGGCCUGGCCGACAUGGCGACUCAAUGGGCAUGGCGAGUUCGCG